AUGCCUCUGUUUGGUCCCAGAACCAAAAGUCCUCAGGAGCUGGUGCGAUCUCUGAAGGAAAACUUGCUGCAGCUGUCCACUUUAAAGGAGAAAGAAUACAAGAAGGUCAGCGAGGAAGUGUCCAAGACCCUUCAGUCCAUAAAAACGCUGCUGUAUGGAACAGCUGACCAGGAACCUGUGAGUGAGCAAGUUGCCAUGUUGUCCACGGAGAUGUACCAGAACAACACGCUACAACUGCUGGUUCAAAACCUGGCCCGGGUAGAUUUUGAGGGCAGAAAGGAUGUUGUGGCGAUCUUCAACAAUCUGCUGAGACGCCAGAUUGGCACUCGGAUGCCAACAGAGGAGUAUAUAUGUUCCAACCCAGGACUCUUGAUUGAUCUUGUAAAGGGGUAUGAGAAUCAAGAGAUAGCCCUGAAUUGUGGCAUGAUGCUCCGCGAAUGCUGCCGCUCUGAGGCCCUGGCCAAGAUCUUGCUGAAUUCUCCAGAGUUCUACAAGUUUUUCGAGUACGUUGAGGUGUCCACCUUUGAUAUUGCAUCAGAUGCUUUUUCCACCUUCAAGGAACUGUUGACGAAACACAAAAUGCUUUCCUCUGAGUUUCUGGAGCACAAUUACGAUGAGGUGUUUUCACAUUAUCAAUCGCUCCUGAACUCAGAAAAUUAUGUCACUCGCAGACAAGCCCUAAAGUUGUUGGGAGAGUUGCUUUUGGACCGCCACAACUUCAGCACCAUGAACCGCUACAUCAGUAACCCAGAGAACCUAAAGCUGAUGAUGAAUUUGCUGAGAGAAAAAUCUAGAAACAUUCAGUUUGAGGCCUUUCAUGUUUUCAAGAUUUUUGUGGCCAACCCUAACAAACCACGACCAAUCUUGGACAUUCUGCUGCGAAACAAAGAAAAGCUCGUAGACUUCCUGACCCGCUUCCACACGGAGAGGUCCGAGGACGAGCAGUUUAACGAUGAGAAGAGCUACCUCAUCAAGCAGAUCAAGGAACUGCGGGCUCCGGAAGAUGGGGACUCUUAG
Messenger RNA from Candidula unifasciata, 1017 nucleotides. The record is from the annotation of a GenBank genome assembly. NCBI's taxonomy places the organism in Eukaryota, Metazoa, Mollusca, Gastropoda, Stylommatophora, Geomitridae.